Messenger RNA from Spirometra erinaceieuropaei, 534 nucleotides. The record is from the annotation of a GenBank genome assembly. NCBI's taxonomy places the organism in Eukaryota, Metazoa, Platyhelminthes, Cestoda, Diphyllobothriidea, Diphyllobothriidae.
AUGGGCGCGAACGGCACAAAUCUGUUUCAACAGAAGGUGACUGUAGGAGCCCGCGAGCAGGGAGCGAUAUGCGGUGCAGCACUGGGGAACGAAUUCCACAAACUGCCUGACCAAACUUCAUCCAGCGUCAGCACACUGGGACACAACAAGUCAAUCAAGAAACUAAAGAAGGAGCAAGUACAGGUUUUACGGCACAAAUCCUCAUGCAAAACAGCUGACACCAAACCUGUCAAUAUUAUUACAGCACUGGAGUUGGUCAUUAAUCAGAGGGAUACGGCGGAGGAGACGAAGAGCCUUAUCCGACACCAAGUUUCGUCUAUCCUUAUGACCCAUAAUCCGCUCGAAAUACUCACAAAGGUUAAACACAAUGCACUAAGAGAACUCAAGGCCGACAAGGAUAUCGUCAUCGCACUCGCAGACAAGGGGCGUGCCACCGUCGUACUGAACAGAACAGACUACCUUCAGAAGGCCAAAAACCUCUUGGAGGAUCGCCAUUUUUAUGUCCCAUGCGAAACCGAUUCCCUUAAACGCUGA